Messenger RNA from Cyprinus carpio (common carp), 4254 nucleotides. RefSeq names its product proto-oncogene Wnt-3. Gene Ontology annotation, cellular component: extracellular region. NCBI's taxonomy places the organism in Eukaryota, Metazoa, Chordata, Actinopteri, Cypriniformes, Cyprinidae. Gene Ontology annotation, molecular function: frizzled binding; cytokine activity. Gene Ontology annotation, biological process: cell fate commitment; multicellular organism development; canonical Wnt signaling pathway. The record is from RefSeq and is a predicted model, not a curated record.
CCACUGUCAGUUCGCCUCUGUCCCGGCGUUUUAGAUCAGUCUGAGUCUAUAUUAGAAUGCAUUGUCAACUUUUAGUGCUGUCUCUUUCUCAGUGCCGUCUGCCCUCAUCCAAUCCGAAUGACAAUAGUGUUUAUGUAAAAUGUACUGCCUUUGGGCCACUGGGGCACAGAACACUGCAUGCCACACCACCUUUUACGGCUUUUUAUUGUGUUUCCUUUGUGUCCCAUCAUCACAAGGGGAGGACGCGGCCAUCAAAAUUCUCCAAGACAAAAUUCUUCGCAACGUGUGAAUGCAUGUGCACGCACAUGCAUCCGGAACAAUUAGUUCGGGGCACGGCGUACUUAAAUGUAGUGACGCCAUUCCCCGAUGCCGUCAGCAGGCCCAACUCUGACUCAGCUGGGUUUCCUUGAUGUUAAUACAGACAAUAUAGAUCUUAAUAAGACAAAUCUACCUCUCCGAAACUCAGUGCUGACACCCUUUCAUUCUUAUUCCCUCCCAGCCUCCUCUCUCUCUCUCUCUCUUUCUCUCCCUCUGUCUCUUUCUUUCUUUGCUACAUUACCAGGGGGUGGUGCAUGAUUGACAGAUGGGCAGGAAUAAUAAUUUUUUUUUUUUUGCGUAACCUAAGGCCAUGCUCUGUGAUUGGCUUGCCAGCUGACAUCUCCAAACCUCGCUUGUCGUUUUUUCCCCUCUCUCUCUCACUCUCUCUCUAAUAUUGGCCCUGAUGAUCCUAAGGGGAAAAAAAGUGGGGAGAGAAAAAGAUAUGUACCUUAGGGAAGAACCUCAGUGAGAGGGAGGGAAUCAGAGGACGAGUAGGAGCGUGUGUGCGAGUGUGUGAAAGAGACACUUACUCUCCUAACUACUUGGACACACACACUUUCCUCACCCAACUCAAAGAAGCAGCAAACCCUGGAGAAUUAUUAUUAUUUAUUUUAUUUUUGUGCUUUCAUUUUAAACCCCAAAAUUGCUAAUUAUUCUCUCAAGCAUCCAUCUUUUUCCACCUUAAGACUUGCCAGCUGGGACUUAAUUUUCAGCCCCUCUCUAGGAAUCCUAUGUACUGAUCAAUAGCAAUUUCCAUCCACACAAGACAUACCUCAUGGAUUUGUACCUGGUUGGAUAUCUCAUGUGCAUGUGGUUGUCCAGCUCUCGGGUGCUUGGAGGCUAUCCCAUCUGGUGGUCCCUGGCCCUUGGGCAGCAGUACUCAUCCCUAGGAUCCCAACCCAUCCUGUGUGGCUCCAUACCUGGUCUGGUGCCAAAACAGCUGCGCUUCUGCCGCAAUUACAUCGAGAUCAUGCCCAGUGUAGCAGAGGGAGUCAAACUGGGAAUCCAGGAGUGUCAGCAUCAGUUCCGAGGCCGCAGGUGGAACUGCACCACUAUCAAGGACAAUCUAGCAAUAUUUGGACCUGUUCUUGAUAAAGCCACAAGAGAGUCUGCGUUUGUUCAUGCCAUUGCAUCAGCUGGAGUGGCGUUUGCAGUGACCCGUUCAUGUGCGGAGGGGACCUCCACAAUGUGCGGCUGUGACUCCCAUCAUAAAGGCCCGCCGGGAGAGGGAUGGAAGUGGGGUGGCUGCAGUGAAGAUGCAGAGUUUGGGGUUUUGGUGUCUCGAGAGUUUGCAGACGCUCGUGAGAACCGACCAGAUGCUCGGAGUGCCAUGAACAGACACAACAAUGAAGCAGGACGGAUGACCAUCCUGGAAAACAUGCACUUGCGCUGUAAGUGUCAUGGACUGUCAGGCAGCUGUGAAGUAAAGACCUGCUGGUGGGCUCAGCCUGACUUCAGACUGUUGGGGGAUUACCUGAAAGACAAGUAUGACAGUGCCUCCGAGAUGGUGGUUGAGAAACACCGCGAGUCCAGAGGCUGGGUGGAAACACUACGGGCCAAAUACGCCUUCUUCAAGCACCCCACAGAACGAGACCUGGUGUACUACGAGGGAUCGCCCAACUUCUGUGAGCCGAACCCUGAGACAGGCUCAUUUGGCACCCGGGACCGUGCCUGCAAUGUGUCGUCGCACGGCAUUGAGGGCUGCGACUUGUUAUGCUGUGGCCGUGGCCAUAACACACGGACAGAAAAGCGCAAAGAGAAAUGCCACUGCAUCUUCCACUGGUGCUGCUACGUCAGCUGCCAGGAGUGUGUGAGGGUCUACGAUGUGCACACGUGUAAAUAAGUGCAGGAAGAAAGGGACUAGUGGACAUUAAAGGAUGGAAAGAGAGAGAAGGAAAGGGAGAGACCGAGAACACACACAAGAUAGCGGCACUUCUGUGGUAGAACCCUUUACUAAUGUGCCCUUUUUGAUCUACAUGCCCCAAAAGAUGCUGAUGGUGAGCAUCAUGGUUACUACUGCCAUUCCUCUCACUCUUUUUUAUGGCACGCAUUACAAAAGAACAAAAUGCCUUGUUAUCAUUCAGUCUUCUUUAUCUGUAACACCAUCUCUCUGAUCUUCUCGUCCUGCUGCCCAAGGGCCGAAACAGGAUAUGUUAAAAUACAACCAAUGACACUAGGCGCGCAUUAAAGAACAAGAGGAGGGGGGAAAGCACGACAGGAAACUACUGAACGCUGGGUCUCGAAAUAUGCCCUGUUAUACUACUGAAUCCAAUGUAAUGCCCAUGUUUUUCCUCACGAUUUCCCAAUCAUAUUGUACACUCCUACCGUACCAUUCCCUAUAAUCGUAUAUGUUCAAAUCAUGGAACAUAUUGCUGUUUGCUACAUAAAAACUCUGUAAUUUGUUUAUACAGCAGUUUGGAGGGAUGCAAUUGAUAUAUUAGCCUAGGGGCGGAGCAAACAGGAAAAGGCAUUAUGGGUACCUUCUGAUUUUAAAAAAGGAUUUUUGCAGAACGUGUACAUGCAGAGUCAUCUGGAAUUCUCUUGGAUGAGUGCAUGACUGCAGAAUGCAACGACUCACACUGGGCUUACGUGCACCCGACCAGUUAAAUUUGCACUUACAAAACUACUAAUGAGUAUAUUAAUUCUAGAGAUUACGGUGAUUAUUUUUUAACAUAUUCUUUUUGAUAAAGCUCCUCGUAUAUGACUGUGAAGGCUCAGUUUCAACACUUCCCUGUCGAGAAGUUUGCGUAGAGGAAGGAGAACAAGCGCGCAGGAGGAGGAUAGUUGAGAAAUAGGAGGGUAAAUUAAAGAGGGAAGUGGCAACCCAAUUUCAUGAAAAAACAACUAGGUGGCGCUUUCGUAUGAAUUCGUACGAUUGUAUACGUAGGAAAACGCACGAUUUUUAGAAAAACGAAAGCAUGAGGUCCAUCCCUAAAUCUAACCAUCAGUGGGGCGUAAGCAGAUCACGUGAAAACGUACGAAGGUCGUACAAAUUUAUACUAAGUAGCCACCAAUUUGCCAAUUGUCAUGAGAGUUUGUUGCAAGUGGAGGACUGCUGUGGGUUCGAGUGUGUGAUAAAUGGAAGAAAGACCAGCUUCGCAAAGCUGCAACAGACUGGCGGAGGUUUCCAUAGGACAUGUUCUGACAGUCCCAUAUGCUUCCCAUUAAUUAAGUUUAACUACGCCACGCUAGUUUCACAUUAACACCGAUCCCCGAGGAGCCCUCUCACCAGUCACAUUUAUGCUCCCUUUCUCAUUUCUCCUUCCGCUAUAUCCAAAGUUUUGUACAAAGCCUUUAAAAGUUCAUAAUUCCCUUUUUAUUUUAUAAUCUGAAAAUGUUAUGUUUUUAUAAAUAUUAUUUAUUACACAAUGUAUAUAUCUGUAUGACUGAACUAAGAUUAUAUAUUUGAAGAACAAAACAUGUCUCAUGAUUUUGCUUUUAAAUAUAAGACUGACUCUUGCUCUGCUGGUAUAUGCUAUGUGUAGCCUCAUUUAUAUUAAUAUAUAAUGCGGAUAAUGACACUUUUAACAACAGAAUAUUAAAAUAAAGCAUAGCUUAAAAAUUAAAAUACUGUGUGACAUUGGCACGCAGCUAAAUAAAGGGUUCAAUUUACCUGAUCACAAUCAUCUGAUCCUCAUGUCUGCAUCUACUCUGUCAUUCCAGCACUGACAUCAUUCUGUAGGUUUGCAGACGGACCUCUGUUGUCUCCACUACAGUAGCUCCACUUAAUGACAGAGUAAAGCUGAGACAAUGAACACUACAAAUAUUGACUGAAAUAAAGCUGACUUCUUUUACCUGUUCGUGUAGAUAUUACUCAAUCGGCUCCUGUACACACAGGUCAGUUUGAGAGUCGCACCUGUUGUUACACUGACAGUGUGAAGGUAGCCUAUGUGACAAACCGAUUCCAGAAUCAAAUAAAUGAGGAUCAAUGGGGAU